AUGGAAACCAACGUUACAAAUACAACCUACUGUGACAAGCAGCAGCGGGUCACAAAUAUCUACGUUUUCUAUGCAUCGGACUCAAUUGGUUACACGAUAUAUGAUGCUUGUGUGUUUCCACCGACGAUAUAUAAUGCUAUAGUGUUUCUACCGACGAUAUAUGAUGCUAGAGUGUUUCCACCGACGAUAUAUGAUGCUAGAGUGUUUCUACCGACGAUAUAUAAUGCUAGAGUGUUUCCACCGACGAUAUAUAAUGCUAUAGUGUUUCCACCGACGAUAUAUGAUGCUAGAGUGUUUCCACCGACGAUAUAUAAUGCUAUAGUGUUUCCACCGACGAUAUAUGAUGCUAGAGUGUUUCCACCGACGAUAUAUGAUGCUAUAGUGUUUCCACCGACGAUAUAUGAUGCUAUAGUGUUUCCACCGACGAUAUAUGAUGCUAGAGUGUUUCCACCGACGAUAUAUAAUGCUAUAGUGUUUCCACCGACGAUAUAUGAUGCUAGAGUGUUUCCACCGACGAUAUAUGAUGCUAUAGUGUUUCCACCGACGAUAUAUGAUGCUAUAGUGUUUCCACCGACGAUAUAUGAUGCUAGAGUGUUUCCACCGACGAUAUAUAAUGCUAGAGUGUUUCCACCGACGAUAUAUAAUGCUAGAGUGUUUCCACCGACGAUAUAUAAUGCUAGAGUGUUUCCACCGACGAUAUAUGAUGCUAUAGUGUUUCCACCGACGAUAUAUGAUGCUAUAGUGUUUCCACCGACGAUAUAUGAUGCUAUAGUGUUUCCACCGACGAUAUAUGAUGCUAUAGUGUUUCCACCGACGAUAUAUGAUGCUAUAGUGUUUCCACCGACGAUAUAUGAUGCUAUAGUGUUUCCACCGACGAUAUAUGAUGCUAUAGUGUUUAUUUCCACCGACGAUAUCUGUGGUCAUGAGCCUGAACACUUAAGGCAGCAGCAGCAGCAGCACAGCUUCGAGGACAACAGCUUCGAGGACAACAGCUUCGAGGAUAUCAGCUUCGAGGACAACAGCUUCGAGGACAACAGCUUCGAGGACAACAGCUUCGAGGACAACAGCUUCGAGGACAACAGCUUCGAAGACAAGUCGCCAUAG
Messenger RNA from Procambarus clarkii (red swamp crayfish), 1104 nucleotides. NCBI's taxonomy places the organism in Eukaryota, Metazoa, Arthropoda, Malacostraca, Decapoda, Cambaridae. The record is from RefSeq and is a predicted model, not a curated record.